AAAACUUCCCUUCGCCACUCCGAGAAAAUAAAAAAAAGAUGGCGUCCAUGCCGACAGCCCUCUUCGCCAAAACCCCAUUCUCGUCCCCAAAGCUCCACGGCCACCAAACCCUAUUCCCAAAUUACCCCUCCCCUGUUUCCUUCCCGAAACGCCCCUCCCGUGUUUCGUGCUCCCUGAUCGAGCCCGACGGCGGAAGGCUUGUUGACCUGGUGGUCCCGGUGGGCCUCAAGGGAAUCCGGCGGAGGGAGGCGGAGGCGGCGGGGGGCCUACCGCGCGUCAGUGCUGGUCGAGGUCCGAACCUCGAGUGGGCCCACGUGCUGAGCGAGGGGUGGGCCAGCCCCCUUAACGGGUUCAUGAGAGAGUCGGAGUUCCUCCAAACACUUCAUUUCAACUCGAUCCGAUCCGACAGCGGGUCGGUUGUCAACAUGUCGGUGCCCAUCGUGCUGGCGAUCGACGAAGAGAAGAAGAGGGAGAUCGGGGAUCGGAGGAGAAUUGUGCUGGUUGAUGAAAAAGACAAGCCUGUCGCCAUUUUGAACGAUAUUGAGAUCUACAAACACAAUAAAGAAGAACGAAUUGCAAGAACUUGGGGAACAACUGCCCCAGGACUUCCCUAUGUUGAGGAAGCAAUAACAAAAUCUGGAAACUGGUUAGUUGGUGGAGAUCUUGAGGUGAUAGAGCCGAUCAAGUACAAUGAUGGCCUCGAUCAAUAUCGCCUCUCCCCUGCACAACUCCGAGAAGAGUUCUCAAGGCGCAAAGCUGAUGCAGUUUUUGCUUUCCAGCUUCGGAAUCCUGUGCACAAUGGCCAUGCUUUGCUCAUGACUGACACUCGUAGGCGCCUUCUAGAAAUGGGUUACAAAAAUCCAAUUCUAUUGCUUCACCCAUUGGGAGGCUACACGAAAGCAGAUGAUGUGCCGCUUACUUCGAGAAUGAAGCAACAUGAAAAGGUUCUUGAGGAGGGUGUACUUAAUCCAGAGACGACGGUGGUUGCAAUCUUCCCCUCGCCAAUGCAUUAUGCGGGACCAACAGAGGUGCAGUGGCAUGCAAAGGCUCGAAUAAAUGCAGGUGCUAACUUUUACAUUGUGGGGAGAGAUCCAGCUGGUAUGAGUCAUCCGGUUGAAAAGAGAGACUUAUACGAUGCAGAUCAUGGGAAAAAAGUACUAAGCAUGGCCCCAGGGCUUGAGAGGCUUAACAUCCUACCAUUCAGGGUGGCUGCUUACGAUAAAACCCAGGGCAAAAUGGAUUUCUUCGACCCAUCGAGGCCUCAGGACUUCCUCUUCAUCUCCGGCACCAAGAUGCGAACCCUAGCAAAGAACAAAGAGAACCCACCGGAUGGAUUCAUGUGCCCUGGCGGAUGGAAAGUGCUGGUUGAGUACUAUGACAGUGUUGCUGCUUCAGAGGGCAACAAUAAAGUACUUAACCCUGUUCAUGCCUAAGCUUCUGUUUAAUAGAUAAACCUCUUGAUAUUUGUGAAAUUAUGCUUUCAAGUAUAUUGGCAGUAAAACUUGUGUGAUUUGUGUUUGUAUUGAAGAAGAAGAGUGAACGGUUUAGUAGUAUUGUGUAUGUUGCUCUUCAAGUAAUUGUCGUUGUACA
Asparagus officinalis (garden asparagus) is the source of this 1590-nucleotide messenger RNA. Its product is annotated as ATP sulfurylase 1, chloroplastic-like. Lineage: Eukaryota; Viridiplantae; Streptophyta; Magnoliopsida; Asparagales; Asparagaceae. Gene Ontology annotation, biological process: sulfate assimilation. The record is from RefSeq and is a predicted model, not a curated record. Gene Ontology annotation, molecular function: adenylylsulfate kinase activity; sulfate adenylyltransferase (ATP) activity.